GGAAGUGUCACACGCGUGAAUGGCACAUAUUUUCACGGCAUGCAACUUGAUGAAAGUGAUUCGAGCAGCAGAGGAAGCUCCGGUGCGCGUCGUAUGUUUUCGUUGCGGUCCCCGUGUGGAUUUUUACGGCGGAUGCACGCGGCUAUCUCUACAUCUAAAGUAGUCUGAGGGCGCGCGGAAAGUUCACCUCCGAGUCGACGUGUGUUUAUAUGAGUGUGAGUGUGUGUGUAAGUGUGUGUCAGCGUGUGUGUGUGCUCAGCCUGUCUAAUAGAGUGACCCCCCAGCACGCAGUUUAAAGGGAAGACAAGAAAGCUGAGUCAACGAAUCGCGAGCAGAAGGAUGCAACAGUUGAUGUGCGCGAGUUGCCCAGUUUUUCUGGCGUUUGGAGACGGCGCGCGCUCACGGAUGAUGGUGUCUCUGAUGUGCGUGGAGGAAGGAGCGGAUGUUUUCUUGCUUUAAACCCCUCAUCUGUCAUAUUAAAUCCAUCAGAGGGAUCCGCGCGUCUCGGGGAAAAAAGAGCAGCUGUAGCGUGUCCAGCCGCGCGUCGCCAAAAUGGACAUUUGGACGGAGACGCUUGUGGAGGGACUUCACGCGCUGCUGCUGCUGCUGGAAUGGAGUUGAAGCGGAGAGGGUUUCGGAUGGUCGGUGAGGAGUAGCGGGAGCAGUGCGGUCUGCAGCAACAUGCAUCGGAUUCUGCAGAGGAGGCGAGUGCGCAAGCUGCGGGUCGUCUGGGCUUCUCUCGCCCUGGUGGCGCUGUCUCUGGCCGCGUGCAGCGCGCUGUUUACGGCGUGGACUUGGCGGCAGACGCGGGACCUGUCGCAGUCCUUUAAAGUCCUGCAGGACCGACUCGAGCAGGUCAGUAUCACACUUUAAAUCGGGAUUAAUAGCGUGCGUAUUUGUGCGUAAAAUAACUCUUGAAACUUUUGCAGAAAUUAAACUCUUUAUGUAACUUUUCAUGACUGCGGUUGCGUGGAGACUUCGCGGGGGUUAAGUGCGUGGAAAAAUGCAAUUCCACACACUUCACCCACCCUCUCCCCCUCUCUUGCACGUACUCUAUUCUUAUUGCACCAUUUCUCUGCUUGGCACUUUAAUUGCUUACCAAUAACUGCAGUCAAGUUGUGGUGGAGUUACAGCUUAUUUUUGCCCCCCUUCCUUCCUCCUCCUCCUCCUCCUCUUCCUCCUCCCGCCAUGUUUAAUUAGUCUGGUGCCAGUUGUGCUCCAGUUUUAUCUCAAUUUACUGGAAAGCCUCAACUAUUUGGCACGUGAGCACUAUAUACUCAAGUGAGUGCAGCAGCAGCAGCAGGAGAAAAGAGUGCAGCAAGUGUAAAUCACAGAGCUGCAUGGAGAGGCAGGAUGGGUGAAAUGUGCAGAAUUCAGCCUCUGCAGAGUCAUGCAUGUGCAGCUGAGAGCUUUCAUGCACUUUGCAGAGAAGUGUUACUUUCCAGCAUGAGUUGCAUCACGCGGCAAAUCGUUUCAGCCAAGAGGAGCUGAUGGAAAUUCUUCUGCUUUCCAAAUAUUUCCAAAACCAGGUUGUGCUGGAUUUGAGAUCAGGGGGACAGGUUGGACUCACAUACACACACACAUACACCUUUCUCCCCUCUCUCUCUCUCACUUCUUCACACACACUCUAACACCCUAAGAUUGGCCACGUGGAGUGUUGAUGCUGGAGCUCUCCCAAGGGGCCCCCGUCUUGUCCAUUUGACCGUUGGCCAACUCCUGAUGAGAGCCAGCGAGUGAACGUCUGGAGAGCAACUCGCUGCCUUUAUUUCCACAGUAGCAGUAAAUUUAAACACACUCUUUUUUUUUUUUUCUUCUUUUCCUCCUAAACUCCUCAAAGGCCUCCUCUGGUCACUCAGCGGGCCCUCUGCCAGAGGAUUCAAAACUUUGCUGCCUUGACAAAAAGAAAUCAGAAAGAAGGGAGUAAAGACAUGUGAGGAAUGCAAAGCACCGAAAACAUGCAUUAGAUGUCGCAACCGGUCUCUGAGGAAGUGGUGGGCUGAUGCUAAAACUAGCAGGGGCAGGGAAACGGUAAAGACAGGCCUGUUUAUUAGGGCUGGGACGAUAUGCUUUUCUCCUGAUUCGAUUCCUUUACGAUAUUGUCGAUUUUCUCGAUCUUUAGUCUUUAGUUUGAAUGAUUAUGAUUGUCUGCUGACUAUUUUAGGAACCAUAUUCCCCCCAAAAAAUAUACAUUAUAUGUAAGUCAGUUUUGAAGAUUUAUUCGUACCCCUCUGGAGCGUCAAAAUCACGUGACAUAUUUAAGUGGAUGUAGCCGCAAGACGGAGCCUCGCUGAGUCUCCGUUUCAACUUGUCUCCAAUAGUGUGGUGCCGUUCGCGAACGAUUCGUUCAAAAGGACCGAAUCUUUUAAGUGACCAUGCUAAACCGAAUCACUUCCUCGAGUGAUUCGUUCGUUUCUCACUUCAGUUGAGCCGAAGUGAGAAACAGCAUUGCCAGUCGUGCAGCCGGUGAACGAGGGACCGCAUGCACCGACGCCUGAAUCACUUGAACGAAUAACGCAUUGAACUACACUCUCUGGAAUCAUUUUUGUCAGACAAAUCUACAUUUUUUUUCACUGCUGAAUUGCCACCACAAUGACUCGCAUACAAUAGGACACAGCAUGUAACAAGUAGUGCUCAGUGAAAGAAUCACUCACUCAGCCCAAUUUACCGAACAGACCUGAUAAAUAACAUUCCAUAGGACUGUACACUUAAAACAUCAUGACUUAUAAACAAGUUGAUUUUUACAAACCUGUUUGCCAAAGCAACACAGCAAAACAGUCUCGUCUCCUGGUCGCAGAAGCUGAAUCCUGAACCAUUCAGCUGAGUAUCAGUUCAGGAGGUCGGAGUUGCAGGCUUCUCCCGACAAGUGCUACAUGAUUCGGUGAUUUGGUGAACGAAUCUUUUGAACGACUCUUUUUAGUGAACUGAUUCUACUGAUUCAGUUCAUCUAAAAGAACUGCCGUGCCCAUCACUAGUCUCCAAAGUGAGGACCUCAAACUAUAUAUCAGUUUUUUAAAUCGUGUUGAUAGACCAAACAAAACCAGACUUAUGAUAAAUUAUGUACGUCAUACUUAUCCUGAUAUUUGCUAAAAUUGUACAUAUGUUUCAGAGUUUACAAUUUAUAUUUGCAGUCUAAGUUAUGAAAAUGGUUCGUUAAACAUAUUUGUGGUUUUCACAGUAAAACAUAUAAUUUUUUUCCCACUUGGAUUUUGUGUUUUGAGUGUGAAUUUAGAUCCUCUGUGUUAAUACAGUAUGUCAAAAAUGAUAAAACUGUAAAUCCACACAGGUGAGGUUGUGCUGAAAAAAAUGACACCAAGCAAGGCAAGGUAAAGAAAACCAAAAGUCGUCAAAAAUGGCCAAAUUUGAACAUAAAAAUCGAUUUUUGAAUUGUAAAACAUAAAUCAGUAUACCUAUGCGAACCGAUUUUCCUCCCACCCUGACUGUUUAUGCGUCUCUGCGGGGCUGGAGUCAGAGACAAGUCAUAAUAAACUCAUUGGUGGAGUGUGUUAAUGGCGCUUUUCUCUCUCCCUGCAGGUCAACACGCAGAGGAAAGCCAUCGUCCAGCUCAUUCUGGAGAAGCGGGAGCUGCUCGUGGGCCAGCGAGUGAAAAGAGACGGUAUUUCAAAUUAAAAGUCCUCCCUAGAGACACAGAGGGACACAAUACUCACCAAAUGCACUGUGUUGUUUUUCUUGGGCAGGACAUUUAACACAAACGCCGGCCACUCUUGGCCCACAUGCCACUUUGGUCAGGUCUAGCGGGGCCGCAGCAGGCACUACCCGCUGCUAAAAGUUGACACAGGAAAAAGUAGGCAGCUGGAUUUGCAGAAAUUACAGGUCUGACCGGAGCGGCCCUCGGAGCCCACAAAACCAGCUGGCGCGGGAGCGGGGCCUUGUUGCACGCUUCUGGGCAGUGAAAUUGAUUUCUUUUUUUCGCCCCCCUCUGAGCACACCACUGACACAGCUAUGAUUUGUUGUGAAAGCGGUGGUAUUUGAUGACCUAUCAUUGCUAUAUUUUUAGGCCGGUGCUUGCGUCACCGUCACGAGAUGGCUCGAUUGUUCACAUUUGGCCGAGAGUGAACUCUGAGGCGCUUUUUUUCUGCUGAAAGCUAAAAAUUCGAGAAAGUGAAUCACGUAAAGAUCUUCCCUUCUCUGCCAAAACACCUAUAGAGAGAAAUCCUGAAUCCUCUCUUUCUUUUCCAAAAUGCAUAAAAAAGUUCUGAAACUCCGAAGCUGCUAUCAAGACGGAGAAAACCCGAGCAGCUUUUUCCAGUUUGCAGAGAGUUGACCACCAGGACACUGCUGUUAUGUUCCCUCCAGUUGACUGACAGCUCCAGUCAGGAAACUCAGGCCAGCCCGAGGGCUUAACGCUCAGCCAUAGCGAAUCCUGAAUCUACAGGGUCACCCACCUGCGAGUUAUUUCAGCAGGGGCUCAGUAUUCGAGUCUGACGGCAGGGGCCCCCUGUUUGGCUGCUCCUGCUCGAAACAUAAAGCAUUUACUUCACAGCUCGUACGCUCGGCGUAUGAGUUGUAUCAGUGUUUGAAAGCUCCCAGUAGGCCGAAGCUAAAACAGCUCUUUAGAGGGGAAACGAGAGCAGCUUUCCUGCAGCUCAGACUUGUAUUUUAUUUAUUGUAUUUAUCCAAAAGAAGUUGCUUCACUCUGUUCCCGAGCCAGAGACCUUUUUGACUCCCCCUUUUUUCCGGCACUUCAUUUCUCUUAUUUAGCUUCGUCUCGUAUUAAAAGCUUUCACUUUCCUCCUUCACUCCAUCCCCUCUUCUCUCUCUCUCUCUUUCUCUGUCUGCUGUAUUUUCUACAUGACUGCGACCAGCUGGCACUAAGAUUAGCCCCCGCAGGAAAGAAGAAAAAAAAAGGAAAAAGGAGGCACACGCUCCUGCCUGAAAAUAAUACUUAGAGGAAAUAUACCGAAGCACGUGAAAGGAAAUCCUUUGCCCAUCUGCUCGCCGCGUUAUAAGCGGCCAAAAUGGAAGCGCCCACAAAUUAACACACAGAGCGUUAUUACGAGGAUGAUUGUUUUAUCAAAAAAAGCCACAAGUAUGCGCCCCGCCAGUCAAACUAAUGUUGUGUCUCUCUUUUGCCUCCUGAAGGGGGGACGCUGCGAGGAAGGAACGGAAAGAAAGCGGCGUCUCAUUUCGAGAGUAAGUGGCUUGGCAGAUCCCUCACAGCCGUCUCGUGUAGCAUCUGCUGAAGUGGUUUUCAAUCACAGACCCCGAUACCAUUGCGCUCGUAAAAUCUUAAUUGACUUUCCCUUUUUCUUUCUCUGUCCGUGUCUCUUCUUUUUUUUGUUCCCCUCGCUCCAUCAGUCACCAAAGUCUCCUCUCAGCAAGGUAAGAGUGGAAAAAUGAGGCUUACCUGUGAGACUUCUACCUGUAAGAGGUCUAACCUGGAGUGUGUGUGUGUGUGUGUGUUUUAGUUGGAGAAGGAGGUGUGAUCAAAGGUUGGGAGGAGAGGACGUUGAAUAUGAGCAAAGCGGUGAGGUACAACAAGGACCAAGGCACCUUCACUGUGGAGAAAGCAGGGGUCUACUUCCUGUUUUGUCAGGUGAGUUUGUGCUGGGAGAUGUAGUUUUCUUUAACGGCGUUGAACUACAAUCACCCUGUCGAUGUAAAAGCUGCAGGAAUGGAUCGAAUAAAAGUGUGUUUUAUAAGUAAAUUGAACCAGUUAGGGAGGAAUCACAAUUUACGAAGCCAAGCAGAUGAUGUUUUUCAGACAAAGCAGCGUACAUGUCUGAAAAAGGAGGGGAAAAAAGCUUCUUUGACUUCACCAACUUCCAAGGUGCUUAGAGAGAAAGGAUCUGAAAGAGGUCAAAAGAGCUUUUUUUUUGGAAAACAGCUUUAUUUGGCUUGUGGCCGAAACGCGUAGGUCAAAUAAGCUGUUUUCCAAAAAAAAGCUCUUAAGAAUUAAUUUUAAGAUUUCUCGAUGUAGGUGGUGUUUAGGAGGCAUGAAAUAGUCCUAACACAUGUUGAAUACCUCAAAUAAGUGUCUCUGAAGGGCCCUAAAAACAAUUCAACCAUUAAAGCUCCUAUAAGGAGUUUUUUAAUGUUCAUGGAAUAGAUUUAAGUUCAUAUAUAAAAAGGCAAGCAAGACCAUCGAAUACAAGGUUUAUAUUGUAAAAUGAAUGUCUAAUUAAGAGGACAAGAUAAGAUUUGUCCACAGGGGGGCGCCAAAAAUGACACAAACCAAAAGUUCCUCAUGGGAGCUUUAAAUCUGCAUUUCAUUUUGAUUCAGUUAAGGUCCUUUCACACCGGGAGCGUUGUUUUCAUGCAAUAAUUUCGGACGUCAAUAUUUUUUUUCCGAACCCAUAUCCUGUCAAUACAAGCGUUCAAAUCAGCGAUGUUUUCCCGUCCUGCGAUAUUGCAGCAUUUAUUUUUUCGUAUCACAGUCAAUUUUUCUAAAGUUUCGCGUACUGUGUGUCCACUUCUGACCAAUCAGAUUGCGUGUUGUUGCGACAUCAGAUUCACUGGUAUAUCCAACAUGGCCGACCGGCUGAUUGUUUACAUGUCGGAGAAUAGUUUAUGUGCUUAAACAGUUUGCUAAACGUCUUUGUUUUAACUUUCAUCUGUACUAAGUAACUUUAGCUCGUAAGCUAACCUGUUCAGAUACAACACACCAUAUGUAUUUUCCCUUCACAGCACCAUUAGGUCUUGGUUGUUACCUUACAGUUAUGGAUUUUAAUUUCUACGACUUUCCUGAUUCAGUACAUGCUAUCAUGACAGACAGACAUCUCAACACUAGUGUCUAAUCAGAACUGAAAAACAGUCAGUCUACUUUUGUGUCAGUCUUCUCGCUUCCACCCGGGACGCGUCUUUUUUCCCCCCGGAAAGUCUCAAAAUAGCAUUGUGCUUGAUAUGUAGUCAGGCUGUCGUUCCCGGUGUGUAAGGACCUUUACUCAAAAAAAAGAGAAACAAAGACAGAAAGUGAUGCUCCUCGCUUCCAGAAGUACAGAGAAGCUUCCUGUGUGAUCCACAGACUCUUGGAUGUCGUUUUAAUUUCUGUGCAGCUGUAUAACAAACAGCCUCCUUUUAAGACACACUGCACUGCGAUGUGUCAUAUUUCCUGGAGUUGGGAUAUCAUGUUGUGGCUAAUCUCCUGUAGCCAGACAUUGGUUUUGUCAAGUUGACAGCCCUCCAGUGAAACUCUUUCCAAAGACAGAGAGACAAAACAACCGUAGAGGGACUUUAGAAAUCCUGGACGUCUGGUUAGUUUUCGAGUUCUGCUCUGCUGAACCGGAUAAAUCAUACGAGGAUUGUACUCUGUGUCUCUCCAGGUGUUGUUCAAUGAGCAGCAGUCUCAGUAUGUGAAGCUGGACGUGGUGACCAGCGGACAGAGGCCUCAGAAGCUGCAGUGCAUGGAGGGAUACGGGACGACCCCCUCCGCCGGGCCGCACCCUUUCCACUUCCUGAAGCCGUGCCAGGUGUCCGGCCUGCUGCGGCUGGACCGAGGCACCGAGCUCCAGGCCAUCACGGGCCCCUCCUUCAGACUCCACACUGUGAGCAAUCCCUCAGCCUCGCCUCACAUCUUCAGCAUCUUUAAAGUCAACUGAACCUUGGAGUCUCAGCUGGGGCCGGAAAAGUCACUUUUUUUUAUGCGGAUGACAUUCUUUUCUUCGUGGUUGAAACGGUCAUGAGCAAUCAGGACAUAAAACCGUGCCACAGUCUCUUCCCAAAGACGUUAAUUUGAAAGACAGACCCGACAUUUGUGGAAGUUGUUGUGGAAUUUUCUUUCUCUGGACAGCUGUGCUGUUUUGGAACGGAAAAAAAACAGACUUUUGGAUUAAAACCAAGACACAAAGUGGACAAAAAAUGCCUCGAUGAAUGUCUGCCGGGAGAACAGUUGAUGGAUGUAGAGAGAGAACCUCUUAUGAAAAGGAAAACAGCCUUCUUAUCAAGUCAUAAAACGUGCUUACACUCUCUUUAUAAGAUAGUAAAGCUGCACCUUCCACUUUUUUUAUCAUCAGCCUGAAGAAGCUGAGAGCACGUCUGCAAAUGUUACAUCCCAACACUAUAAACAGCCUACAUGAGUCGUCAGUGAUAUUUUGUUUGUGAAAUCUUAUGAAUCAAGCAUUUUUUUUUUACUGAUUUUAUGAUCUUUCAAUGCAAAAAAAAGUGUGAAGUUACUUUGUCUCUUCUUCAAAUACUCUGUAUGUACUUCACACACUUUUUUAUAAACGUACGUAUCAAGUAAGAAGGAGCAUAGAAAGGAAGGGGACGUUGAGAAACAUGGAUGUGAAUUUGUGCUCUUUUUGAUUGUAAGGUGUUUUUGUGUAUAGUUCUGGCUUAACUGAUGGAGUCUUGUUAUUACAGCUUUAAAUAUAGCUCUGUCCCUCUCUCUUUUCUGACUUUGUUAUCCUUCUAACGGCACAAUAAUCGUCACUUUCACAUUGUUUGGUUAAUCUUAAAACUAUCGCGAGUUAGCCAUUCGCAUCCAGUACGGAUAAGGAACUUUUAACCAGAUAUUUCAGUGAUAGUUUUGACCUUUUGAUCACCAAAGAAAACUUUCGAAAUCGAACCUAGGUAAAGCCAAACACCUGAUCUGGAUUAAUAUCGACAAAACCCAACCCGCACCCGUAGUUCUCGUACGUACUCUCCUUUUUAACGUCAGUAGAGACGAUCUUUCUCUAAAGGCGGUUGAUUUUUUUUCCAUUUUCUUGUAUUUUGCUGCUGCUUUCUGUAAUAUUCCUCGCUACAAUGCAAACAGUGUGUAUUUCUAGCAGUGGGUUAAGCACACCCACUCUUGUUUAUAAGUAGUUUUUGUGGACAGACCACAUUGGUUUCUCCUCAGCACUUUACUGCAGCGAACGUUGUGUUUUUAAUUGGAGCCAAACGUUCAUGUUUGCGAAUGGAAAAAAAAAAAGAAAAGAGAAAAAGAAAAGUCUGAUUUUUAAGAGCAGACGAUAUAUCCUGUUUGAUUUCCUCAUAGUUUUCCUCUUCCCUUUCAGUACCCUAUUCGCCCACACACCAACCCCACGCCCCCGUGUACCUCAAAUUUCCCUGUCAGCACCGAUCAGACCGCACACGCACAGACAUACACACACUUAGUCCCCUGAGUGUCCUCUGCGUACAGACACACACACACUCACACCAGCAGCCAUCUAAAUUUUCACUUCCUGAAUCUGAACCUGAACCACAUAGCUGAAGGCCUUUGAGGAAAAACAUGCCUGUUCCUCCACACACACACACACACACGGACGCUCAGUCUUGCACACUUCCCUGCACCAAUUCCUAUUUUUGUAUAUGUCAAAGUUUAUUAACACUUUUGAAAUUCGUGUGAAGUCUUGUGUGAAGUAAUCUUGAAAAUCAUGAUGUACGCAACAAUGCCUUGACUGUUUUUAUUUUCUUCUCACCCUGCUCGUCUUCAUGUCGAAUAAACGUAUUGUUUUUUUUUUUAAAGUUA
Xyrichtys novacula (pearly razorfish) is the source of this 9406-nucleotide messenger RNA. The record is from the annotation of a GenBank genome assembly. Lineage: Eukaryota; Metazoa; Chordata; Actinopteri; Labriformes; Labridae.